ACAUACGGUCUAGCUGCGGGGUAUCAGUACUGCGCUGGUGAGCCAGCAACGGUAUUCUCUCUCACAAGGAUCGGAAAUCGACAAGAAAAUAGGACAGAAUCUACCAGUGCUAGGGAGGGCUCUUUGUUGAUUGAGUUGCUAAUUGAAGCAAGCACGAGUAAUGAGCCGGUUGGAGUAAAGAAACGAUGUUACGAGAAACGUGUUAGACAGCGAAAACAAACAGACCGCGCGACAUAGCGCUGUGUGAUAACCACUCCGAUGAUCAUCGCCGCAACAGAUCAUUCUCAUGAGGUGUCCAUCUAGUAUAGUGAUACAUAGAACAAAAUUCGCUGUGUAGAUUAGCUCGAUUGGUAACACAUGUUCGAGUUUGGCUGUAUGUGAACGUAACAGCAAUUUGGAGUGAUAAAUCGAAUACUUGACCAAAAACUUGGCCGUACUUGACCACUUCAUACGGAACGAGACCUUGGCCUGCAAUUGUCUACUUCAUUUUAAGAUGUUUGAGCUCUGACACCGUCCGAUGUCGUCAAACUUCAUUAACUGGACGUUUUAUGGGAGAGUGAUAAUCUCAACAAUGACUGGCAGGCGACCAUAACGCGGUGUAAUUGUUAGUUUUAAUGAAACCUGCUUAGCCAAUUAGCUAUACAAACACGUUAUCGGGGCAAUAUGGACGCCGUUUGUGAUAAACUUAAAAUUUAAUGCAAAUAAUCCCUGCUAAUUAGCCGCUGCGUCGUCGUAGUUUGUGUUUUAUGGUUAUCUAUGCCACUCAGCAUGAGGCUUGACCGUUGGUCACUCAACUUGCGUUAUAACAGAUGGAACGUGUGAGGUAGUAAGCCCGAGCACCCGGCGACCCCACCCUCCGGACACUAGACACUGACCAGAGGUCAGAUGCAAGUGAUGCUUCCAGGGGAAUCAUUCUCUACAACUUCUCACCUGUAAAAUCGGAGCAUCAGGCAGAAAUCGGAAGACUUCAGGAGUACCCCCACCUACAAGCGACAACGGGCAGGGAACACAUGGACUGAUAUACAGGCAGAGGUUUACAUGGACAAGGGAGCACUUUUGAACAAGUCGACCAGAUGACUUCGACAAAAUGUUGUCAUUUAAAUUCCCUUUGGUGCUAUUUUGUGUGUUUCUGACGAUUUUAACAAUUUUCGCAAAGGAUUUAAAUUAUCCCAUUCCAGAGGAGGAAUACCCUAACUAUUACAUUGGAAAUAUUCGGGAGGAUUUUAAUUUAUCUUCAUACUUCUUAACUGCUGAAUUGGACGAUUAUGAAACCUUGAAAUAUAGCAUUCUUUCUCAGACAACAGUUCCGGCAUCCUAUUUCAAUAUAAAUGAGUGGUCAAGUUCUCUGUUCACAAGUCAAAAACUUGACCGGGAGUCGCUUGACCAUUGUGAAUUCUCCACUGUCUGUGAGUUAGCCAUCGAUGUAAUUGCUAAGGGAAGUAAGAGUACUUUUUUCAAGAAGAUAAAAGUAAAUAUUUUUUUACUGGACAUCAACGACAACACUCCUACUUUUACUGUGAAUAGGACUAAUCUGGAAGUAUCGGAAGCAUUUGUCGUGGGGUCCUCUAUACCAAUAGAUGGCGCUGUCGACAGGGACAGUUCUGUUAACUCUGUUCAAAGUUAUAAUAUUUCGGAACGAAAUGUGCCAUUUUCUGUGAAAUUUGAUAAGUAUGUUGAUGGGAGUUCUUCCGUGAAAAUUAUUAUCGACAGUAAGUUGGAUAGCGAGACUAGGAAUUUCUACCGAUUACAUGUUUUGGCAAUAGAUGGCGCUGUUCAGCAAAGAACUGGUACCAUGACUGUGGAUAUCAAGGUCACAGAUGUCAACGACAAUGCUCCAGAAUUCAGCCAAUCGGUGUACAAUGUCACUAUAGGGGAGGACACUCGGGUUGGUCAGGUGAUCCUGAAGGUCACCGCCACGGAUGCUGAUUCCGGGGCGAAUGGUCAGGUGCUCUAUCGCCUCAGUCCCCACCAGCUUUCGGUCAUCCACACUUUCUUUGCUAUCGAUAAUAUCACGGGAGAACUCAGUCUGGUUCAACCACUUGUGUACGAACGUGGCGAAGUCUACCAGAUAUUUAUCGAGGCCACUGACAAUGCCACAAAGCCAAUCUUCACACAGGCCACAGUUUAUGUUAGUAUCCUCGACUCGAGCAACGAUCCUCCAGAGAUUAAUAUCAACUUGCUUUCAAACGCAGAUGUGGCCAAGAUUUCGGAAGAUGCCAACAUUGGUGCAGCCGUCGCUCAUAUUGGUGUAACUGACGAUGAUAAGGGAAUUAACGGAAUUGUAACUUGUCGGGUUCAGAGCUACUAUUUCACUUUGGACGCUAUCGGAACUAAUGAGUACAAGGUCGUUGUCCAUAAACCUCUCAACAGGGAGCUCAUGGAAAAACACAGGGUCAAGGUCAUAUGUGAGGACUCUGGAAGUCCAUCUCUGAACUCAACAGCUGAGUUUGAAGUGAAAGUUUUGGAUGAAAAUGACCAUGCGCCUAAGUUUACACAGCAGGUGUAUCGGCCGGACAUCGCGGAGAACAACCAGUAUGGUGCCAUUUUACUCAAAGUCUCAACCAAUGACUUUGACGCGGGAAUCAAUGCCGAGGUUAUAUACUCGCUUGUUCCGACAAACAACGACAAAUUUUCUAUCGACCCCGACUCAGGUGAAGUGUUCGUGAAUGUUCACCUUGACCGUGAAAAUGUAACCCAGUUAGAAUUUGUUGUCAUAGCAACAGAUAAGGGAAUACCCCCAAAAACUGGAACUGCAUCUGUUAGGGUCAGAGUGCUGGAUGAAAAUGAUAAUCGACCAAAUUUUUCAGAAACUGUUUACACAUUUUCAGUGAGAGAGAAUUUAAGUCCAAGAGUACAUGUUGGAACCCUUUCUGCUUCAGACCCCGAUGAAGGUCAAAAUGGAUCCGUAGAAUUCAUGAUGCUACCAGAAAUGUCGGGAAGUUUUCCAUUUAUUGUGUAUGGUAAUGGAUCUAUAUAUACAACACAAGUUCUCAAUCGGGAAUUACAGCCGCAUGGAUAUAACUUUCGAGUAAUUGCGUACGACCUUGGCUCCCCUUCACAGAACAGCACCUCCCAUGUGACAGUAUUUGUUGGUGACAUCAACGAUAACGGACCAGUCAUUGUCUUCCCGACGUUUGACAAUAAAACUGUCAAGAUCGUUUACAAUACAGGAACUGACCAUGUGAUCGCCAAGGUGAUUGCAUAUGACCCUGACCUUGGUGGUAAUUCUAAGCUCUCCUAUACAAUUUUAGGGGAUGAUUCGACAAACCCAUUUUACAUUGACGAAAACACUGGGGAGAUCUACUUAGCACAGCCCCUAGGGAUCUCUGACAUUCAAACUUACACUUUCACCGUCCUUGUGGAGGACAAUGGGAUACCAAGGAGAUCCUCCAUGCAAAACCUUACCAUCAUUGUCACAACCCAGGGGGGUAGUGGUGGUGACACGCCUUCUGACACAGACAACCUUGUCAUCGCUAUAGUAAUAACCUGUGUGACCAUUGUGUUGUCAAUGGCGAUAAUCCUGGUAAUCUGUAUAAUUAAACGGAUAGACAGACAAAGGAAAGCGAUGAAUAAAAGUGCAGGUAGUUCUGAUUCGGACGACAAGCGGAGGGACAUGUAUGAUGCUAUUUCUCGUAACGUUGACAACGACAGCCGAGACCGAGCAGAGAAAAAAGUGAGUUUCUCUGUGGACUCUGAUCCCAACCUCAUCAUAUCAGCAUCCGACACAAGCUCAAAGUUUCCGAACACAGCUCUUGGCGUGGAAGAGAUACUCGACAGAAUUAUGCCUCCACCCAAACCUGAGAGAGGGACACCAAGAGAAGACAACCCUGAUCCACAAUUCCAACAACAGCCCCUGUCCACCGUAGCUAAGCUUCAGCGACAUCAAGACUACCUCCAGGCCUGCGACAAACCAUCUUGGGGAAGCAAUCCUAAUCUAGAGGGAGAAAUGUACAAGAGACAGGAGGACAACCACAGUGAAACCUCUGGAGAGACAUCGACCAGUGAUAGCGGCCGAGGAGGCAGUGAGAGUGACAUACAGAGUAGUGGCGGUCUCUCUCACUGUCUAGAAUUAGAUUAUUUAAAAAAUAUGUAUACACCGUCCAAUUCACCACGGAAGGAUAAUACAUCUGCAUCAGGGGAUGGGGCUGACUCACGGAGAGUGCCCUCAAAUAGUGAAAACAGUGACCCACGGAGGGUACCUAAUCCUAACCACUUACAUUUUAAACAUGGCAACAUGUUACCUCCCAAAUCACGGACAGUGCAUCUCAACAGUCACAUAAACGGUUACCCCUCACGUGGGGGGGUCCCACACAAGGGGCGCGGCCCCGUCGUACACUGGCGGGGUGUUGCAGACUAUUUAAAUACGUCUAUGGCGACGAUCGAGGAUUAUGAUGAAGACGAUAAUACAACGACGUCUGGGAGUUAUGUAGUGGAAGAAGAUGAUUUACGUACAGAUAUGGCCGUCGGCAUGGAUUGUUUUGUGUGAUAGCAAGAACCGUCCAGAAUAUGUGACUUUGAAAGGCAAGAUGUUCGCUGAUACUUCCCAGUUUCGUGAUGUUUUUUUCUGAACGAAAUCCAGACAAUGGUGCCAAAGGAAUGAGAUGAUUUAGUCAUUAAAUGAUAACUAUUCCCACUGGUGUAGAUGUUGAAGACUGUUAGACUGUUACCUAGAAUUGGUAUACGUGAAUGUUUCUUGAGAAUGUGAGAGGAAGUGGGAAUGGCAUGCGAGAUUCUCGGAGGAUCCUUGAACGUGUUACUGUGUGUUAAGAGACCAAAGGACUUUGAGAGUGUUGAUGUAUGUAUGAAAAUAUUAUCAGUAUUAUACACAUGAACGUGUUAAAUGGCAGUAUGGAGUGAGGGGAUUCUUUAAUAAAACAAAGAAAAGUCAUGAUUUAAUAAUUU
Mizuhopecten yessoensis (Yesso scallop) is the source of this 4902-nucleotide messenger RNA. RefSeq names its product protocadherin alpha-11-like. NCBI's taxonomy places the organism in Eukaryota, Metazoa, Mollusca, Bivalvia, Pectinida, Pectinidae. The transcript has 6 exons. Gene Ontology annotation, biological process: homophilic cell-cell adhesion. The record is from RefSeq and is a predicted model, not a curated record. The coding region runs from base 1088 to 4486 and encodes 1132 amino acids. Gene Ontology annotation, molecular function: cadherin binding; calcium ion binding. Gene Ontology annotation, cellular component: catenin complex; plasma membrane.